This is a messenger RNA of Acanthoscelides obtectus, 498 nucleotides long. Lineage: Eukaryota; Metazoa; Arthropoda; Insecta; Coleoptera; Chrysomelidae. The record is from the annotation of a GenBank genome assembly.
CUUGAAAAAGGGCAUACGCAAAUGGAAGUCGAUUCAAUUCACACUUGCAUUGAGAAAACGAUUCGGAACCGUAAAAUCAAUAUACCGGCCGAUUAUGUGCAUGCUUGUGUGACAUCUAGACAGAAUCCAAAGCGUUAUAAUGUAAGAUAUAUUACAUCAAACUUCCUGAAGGAAUUCGAUACGCUCAAUUACUACAAAUCUAUUCGACCUGGUAGAGAUACAAUGGUGAAAAUAUGUGCUUUAAAGUAUGACCCAUCCGGAAAGAUAUAUAAAUUAAGGCACACCGACUCCUGGGAACAACUAAAUCCGACAAUUAAGCUGUCCUCACCUAGACUAGAUUCUUUACACAACAUGUACCAAGAAAGAAGGAAGAUAAAGAAAGAAAAAUAUGAACAUCUCCAAAUUUUUAAGAAAACUUUACUUCAAGAUUACUAUACCUUCUACGACAAUCUUCCCUACGAAAAAAAAAUAACCUUUUCACCAUGUAAUAUGUUCUAA